Messenger RNA from Drosophila erecta, 4727 nucleotides. It is a transcript of the gene Tango1, whose product is annotated as transport and Golgi organization protein 1. The record is from RefSeq and is a predicted model, not a curated record. The transcript has 7 exons. Gene Ontology annotation, cellular component: endoplasmic reticulum membrane; endoplasmic reticulum exit site. Bases 146 to 4477 code for a protein of 1443 amino acids. Lineage: Eukaryota; Metazoa; Arthropoda; Insecta; Diptera; Drosophilidae. Gene Ontology annotation, biological process: vesicle cargo loading; protein secretion; endoplasmic reticulum to Golgi vesicle-mediated transport. Gene Ontology annotation, molecular function: protein binding.
CAGCAUUCCUUGGCGCACCUGGUACGGUCACACCAAUGAAAAGCCAACUCAGCUGAAAGUGAACCCAUUUUUAUACACAAAAAUUAGUAGCUGCAGCGAAAUAAGUUGAUUUCACCCGACAACUGCGCUCCAAAAACAAUGCAAAAUGCGGCUGACCAACGAGAAAGCGACAAUGCAGUCCCAGCUGAGUGACUUGGCCCUGUUCUUGGGCCUGGUGAUCUGCUGUCUUCCAACUUUGACGUGGGCUGCGACUCUCUCUGACAAGCGACUGUGCGCCGACCCGAAAUGUGAACAAAUUAUCUCGACGGGCAUUGCCAAAAUCAGCUAUGCCACCGGCGGCGAGGGGCUGAUAUCCUUCAAAAUCAACUCCCCCAUCCGCGUCCUGUCCAAAAGCGCCGGGUCCAAUAUGCAGCUGUGGGGAGUUGACAUCAAUGGACGGCGCGGCUAUGCUAAUAAGGACUUUAUCAUGGAGAAGAAGAUCCUGGUCCGGGAGAAAGACCUGUUGUUCGAGGUGCCAGUGGUGGGACCUGGCAGUCCAGUGCAGUCAUCGGAGACUCCAGUGAAGCCCGUGGAGACACCAGACAAGCCCCUGGAAACACCACAGAAGCCCGUGGACACACCACAGAAGCCCGUGGAGACACCACAGAAGCCCGUGGAGACACUACAGAAGCCCAUGGAGACAGCAGUGAAUCCUGCGGAGACACCAGUUCAGCCAUUGGAGACGCCAAUGCAGCCAGUUCUUAACGCCUCUGAGUCAACCGAUGACCUGGCAACGACCACAACGUCACCACUUGAGGUUGCCGUUGAUUCAAUAGUGGUUGAGCACGACAAGCUGCAGGAUCAGCAGGUUCCAGAUCCUACGGCGGCUUCCAAAGCCCAAGUGCAGGUUGUAGAAGGCACUGAGCUUCCCCUGGAAGCCAUUCCAGCUGUAACGGAAAGUGUCACUGUUCCAGGGAAGACAGAAGACCCCCAAGAAGCAACGAAAUCGGACUCGGCAGUUGUUGACACGAAUGAGCCACAGACAUCCACUUCUGAGCCCAUUAAAUCGCAGGAAGAUUCAAAAGCGCAGCAACCUGCCAAGGAAGCUGAGAAACCUCCCCCACUGUCCCAGGCCAUCAACGCUGAUUUUGAUGACUCUUACGAUUUCGAUUACGGGGAUGACGAGACAGACGAAGACGAAGACGACAAUGACGACUCAAAACAAGGUAGUCAAGAUAACGAAUCGGUCACAGAGAUAGCAAACGAUAGCAAAUCAAUUAACGAAUCGAUUGAACUGAACCCUCUUAUGGGCAAUCAACUGAACACAACUGAUAAAUUGGAGGAUGCAAAGGAUGAGACUAAAGAAAAGCAGAUAGAAGUGGAGGUCUCAAAGGAGGAAGGCUCUCUUUUAUCCACUGAGGGCUUAAAUGGGACGACACUAGAAGAGAAAAUUGAUCAGAAGGAAUCUGCUAAGCAGGAACUGGAUGCAGUCGUGGAAUUAAAGUCGCCAGAUCCUUUGCCCAUCGAGGAGGUCACCGAAAAGGAGGGUGAGCCCCCGCAAACCAUUGUUAAAGAUGAAGUGAAUGAAGAAAUAGCUUUGGUUACUGCUGAAAUCCAAGCUGAGCCUGAAAAAGAAAACGUUACCGAACCUAUUGUUGCUCAAAAUGAUGAGGAAAUAAAAGCGUCAUCUGAGUCAGUAAUUAGCUCAACCGCUCCUGUCUUUGAAGAGGCACCACUAAAAGCGGAGUCUGUUAGCCUGCCGCCUCUUUUUGAAAAGAAAAACUUUGAGAAUCCCAAUGAUUACUACAAGCAAUUGCAGGAGCAACAGGAAAAACAGAGAUUACUUGUAGAGGCGGAGCAGCAAAAGAGGUUACAAGAGGAAGCGGAGCAGCAGAAGAGGGUACAAGAGGAAGCAGAGCUGAAUAAAAGGUUAUUGGAAGAAGCCGAGCUACAGAAGAGGUUACAGGAAGAAUCAGAGCAGCUGCAGCGAUCAAGUGAGGAAGCGCAGCCACAACUGAUUAAUGAUUUUGUGGAUGCACAGUCUAAUGAAAUCGUUGAUAACAACAAUGAGCAGAAGCCAGAGCAAUAUCAGCAGUACCAUCACCCAGAAAGUGCCUUUAAUUUCCCAUCAACUGCAUCACAUACUACUCCAACGCCUGACGCUGAGUCACCGUACGCAGCAGUCCAAGAGGAGACCACAGAAGCAUCCCAACCAGAUAACCGUCGUGAGGAAGUUGGUUCCGUGGAGCCAGUAGCUCUGCCCGCGACGACUAGCCCCGUGUCGGAAUUGCCCGUCAAGGAGGACGCCGUAGGCUUCGGUCUCUUUGCCACGAUUGUCGACACCGUAAACAAUUUUAUAGGAAAGGAUCCCCAGAAUGCUCCAGCAGAUAGCAGCGAUGAACUGCACAGAAUUCUUUAUCCAGGAAAGCCUGAGGUGCCAUCUUCUCAAAAGAAGGCGGAAGACCCGGCAACUGCCGAUGUGGAUGGAUAUUGUGCCCGGUUUCAAGCCCAAGAUGAGCACUGUCAUCGCUCUAUAUCCCUUGAUAAUUUUGUUGAAGUAAUGGCGGGCAAGCUGGUUGAUCACAGCCAACUUUUGCUCUGCGUAGUUAUAGCGGCGACUUCUUCCUUGUUCUUUAUGUUUGCAUACUACUGCUUCUGCAACAGCAGUCAGGAGGGAGCACUUCUUUCGAAGCUGAACCAUUUGGAGCGCAGUCUAUUGGCCUCUCACAAGGAGAACCUGAUCAUUAAGCACGACCUGAUGACUACGCGAACAAAGUUGGCCAGCAUUGAGGACAACUCCUUCGGCUCAAACGACAUGGUGGCCGACCUUAAAAAGCAGCUCGAAUCGGAGCUAUACGAGAAGGCUAAGCUGCAGGAGCAGGUUGGCUCAUUAGAAAGGGAUCUGGAUAACGCCGCUGAGGCUGGCCUGGAGCUCAACAAGAUGCUGUCCGAAGUCCUGAACAGCCAGAAUGGGGAUGAUGCUUUCAUGAGCACCGUCGACGAACUGCAGCGACAGCUCAAUGACCAAGAAAAGAUCAUCAUUGAAAUCAACACAAGUCUGGCCGAGAAAAGUAGAGAGAACAGCGAACUGCAGUAUUCUUUUACCGAGGCCACGACCCGCCUUUCCAGCGAGCUGAAGACGCUGCAAGAGGACAACUACGAGUUGGAAAUGGAAAAGUCUAAGCUGCAAACUCGACUUCAGGAAAUUCAGGCAGAAACGGAAACGGAGUUGGCCAAGGCACUGGAAGCAAGAAAUUACGAAAUGCAAAGGCUGCAGAAUCAGAUUGUUGAGCUGACUGCCAAGUGGGAGCGGGAACAUGGCGAUCUGCAAACCAGUUUAGCAAAAAUCGAAGCUCUCGAAGAUUGCCUUAAGGCUGUGAAAAAGGAUGCCAACCUAAAUGUCCAGGAGCUGAUCAACUCGGCCAAGACACGCGGUGAACUCAACGCGGUUCAUAAAAAGUUAGUCGAGUUGCAGGCGAAGGUGGAGCAAGAGGUGGCCCACAAGCAGCGUCUGGAGAGCCAGUUACAUCAAUCGAGUCAAGAUGUUGAGCAGCUGAAGCAGGACUUCAACCAAUCAGAGCGCGAUAAGCUAGAAGCCCAGACGCGCCUUGAAGUCUUAUCCGGGUACUUCAGGGAAAAGGAGAACGAACUUAAGAAAGAACUAAGUCUGCAGGAGACCAAGUGGCUGCAGCACCAGGGAGAGAAUGCCAGCACAGUGGAGACCCAGACGCUGAUGAAGAACGAAAUCCAAACUCUGAAAUCUCAGAAUGACGAGCUGCGUGCCGAGAUUGAGGCCCAGAUAGCCUCCCACAAAGCUCAGAUGGGCACGCUGGAGAAUCGCGCUCAUGAGUCCUGGCUGGCGGCGCGCCAGUCGGAGCGCCGAUGCGAAGAAGCGUUGGCCGAAGCCGCUAGCUUGAGGCGCAAGCUGACCACGAUGGCCAGCGGAGGUGGAGGGAUAGGCGGAGAUCCGGGCGUAAUGGAGGCCAUUGCCGCCAACGGAGCUUCUGUGCUGGGGGCGGAACUGAAAACGGCACCAUCGCCGCUCCCCUUGCCGGGUUCCCCACUACUGAACAUGCCAAAUCCACUGCCAUUCCUGCCGGCACCCUUCUCACCGUUCAUGGGCCUGCCGCCGCCAUUCCUGCCGCCAACUGGAGCGGGAGGGGCACGUCCUCCGCCUCUGGGACGCAUGCGUUCCCCGCAGCCCUCGAAUCGCGGCGAUCGGGAUCGAGAGCGAUACUCGGACUACAGCGAUUACGAUGACUACGACGACGACGAUGAGGACGACCGGGGCAUGGACCGUCAUCGAAGGCACAGCGGCAGCUGGGGUCGCCGGCAUCGCGGCUCCUAUAGCCACUCGCCGCGCACAUAUCGCUCGUUGUCCCCGUCGGACAGUCGGUACAACUACAACGACACGGAGACGGACUUCAGUCCACCCCCAAGUCCGCCGCCCGUUUCUUCGGGACGCAGUGCAACAUCGCGACCCUACAGCGAGGUAUGAGCGGAUGGGUGUUCCCGUGCAACCAAGUCCUACCAAGUAUAUUAGACUCAAAACUAGUUCAAAUAUAUUUAUUAAUCAACGAUUAUCGAACGGUCGGAUCGGUGCGGGUCGGGACGGCCUCUUAAACCGAUUCCCCAAAUCUAGGGAUCUCAGGAGAAUUCAUCAACAACUAAGAAAACUCCUGUCUCAACGGUGAAUGAUAUCUAAGAAAAUUGAAUCAAAUUAAACACAAUGACAAACACCAAUCCAA